This is a messenger RNA of Neoarthrinium moseri, 297 nucleotides long. RefSeq lists its product as uncharacterized. The coding region runs from base 1 to 297 and encodes 98 amino acids. NCBI's taxonomy places the organism in Eukaryota, Fungi, Ascomycota, Sordariomycetes, Amphisphaeriales, Apiosporaceae. The transcript has a single exon. The record is from RefSeq and is a predicted model, not a curated record.
AUGUGCUACUACCGCUACCGGGGUUACCUGCAAUGUCGGCACGCCGACACCAACGCCACGCCGCUGAAAGACCUGCCGUGCACGACCACGCGUCGGCUCGGAGUCCAUUGCGGAUUAUAUCUAGGACACCGCGUGGUGGAGCGGCUAGAUACCACGUCGGAUGCUGACCGUGACUACUGCCUGUCAUGCCGCAUCACUUGGAUUCGCCUACUGGAGCAGUGGGAGGACCGCGUGCAUGCAUGGAAGGAGCGGAUGCCCAAUUGGCGGACCGAACUGGAGCAGAAGGCCGUGUUCUAG